UACCCUCCACCACAAACUCCAUCACAAUUAUUACAUGCAUGUUUCUCAUCCUAUAAUAACAACAACAUUCUCCAUAGUCUAACUUGUAGUAAAAACAAGAAAACCAAAAAAAAAACAUGGAGAAGAGAAUAAUGCAAAUAAGAGAUGGUGUUUUAUUACAACAUCCAUACAUUUUGGUGUUUGUAUUGGUGUUGAGUUUCAUGGUGAUGGACCCUUUCGAGUUGAGCCCGGUUGGAGGCCUCGACUUUAGCCCCGUGGAGAAUGACAUUGCACCUUACAAGAGUGUGAUGGAGAGCUGGCCUUGGGAUAAUCGGAGCCGUUUAGGGCUCGGUAAUUUGGAAUUUAAGGACGAAAUUUUCGGGCCCGAAUCGCUCGAAUUCGAUUCUUUGGGCCGUGGGCCCUACGCUGGGCUGGGCGACGGGCGGGUCGUGAGGUGGAUGGGUCAAGAAUCCGGUUGGGAAACGUUUGCUCUCGUCUCGCGUAAUUGGUCCGAGAAGCAAUGUGCACAAGGAGUGGAUUCGACAACAAAAAAACAAUGGAAGAUGGAGUCGGAAUGUGGACGACCUCUCGGCCUAAGGUUUGACACAAAGAGUGGCGAUCUAUACAUAGCGGAUGCUUACUACGGCCUUAUGGUAGUGGGACCCAGUGGAGGGGUGGCGACCCCCUUGGCUACACACGUCGAUGGGGACCCUAUCCUUUUCGCUAACGAUCUUGAUAUUCAUGAAAACGGAUCCAUAUUCUUCACCGACACUAGCAAAAGAUACAACCGAGUGAACCAUUUUUUCAUUCUGUUGGAAGGCGAAGCGACGGGGCGACUACUUCGAUACGAUCCUUCGACGAAAACAACGCAUGUUGUCUUGGAAGGAUUGGCAUUUCCUAAUGGAGUUCAGUUAUCCAAGGAUCAGUCUUUUCUUCUCUUUACAGAAACUACAAAUUGCAGGAUCAUGAAAUACUUCUUGGAGGGACCAAAGAGCGGGAAAACAGAGCUAGUCGUAAACCUCCCGGGAUUCCCGGACAACGUAAGAGUAAACGAGAGGGGCGAGUUCUGGGUAGCGAUCGACUGCUGCAGGACCGCAGCGCAAGAGGUGUUCGUGCGGAACCCGUGGCUUAGAAGCGUGUACUUUCGGUUGCCGGUGCCGAUGAGGUACUUGGCGAGGUUUGCAGGGAUGAGAAUGUACACUAUGAUAGCACUACUAAAUGACAAGGGAGAUAUUUUGGAUGUUCUUGAUGACAAAAAUGGUGACGUCAUGAAAUUGGUGAGUGAGGUCAGAGAGGUUAAUGGGAGGUUGUGGAUUGGGACUGUAGCUCAUAACCAUAUUGCCACUCUUCCUUAUGAGCCUCCUCUACUACAACAAGCCUAUUGAUAUAUAUAU
This is a messenger RNA of Erythranthe guttata (spotted monkey flower), 1373 nucleotides long. RefSeq names its product Calcium-dependent phosphotriesterase superfamily protein (gene LAP3). Gene Ontology annotation, cellular component: endomembrane system. Gene Ontology annotation, molecular function: hydrolase activity. Lineage: Eukaryota; Viridiplantae; Streptophyta; Magnoliopsida; Lamiales; Phrymaceae. The record is from RefSeq and is a predicted model, not a curated record.